This is a messenger RNA of Physella acuta, 727 nucleotides long. Its product is annotated as G-protein coupled receptor 83-like. Lineage: Eukaryota; Metazoa; Mollusca; Gastropoda; Physidae. The record is from RefSeq and is a predicted model, not a curated record. Gene Ontology annotation, cellular component: plasma membrane. Gene Ontology annotation, molecular function: neuropeptide receptor activity. Gene Ontology annotation, biological process: neuropeptide signaling pathway.
CGCGCCCUUCGCCUUCUGCUAUGAUACACACAAUUUGUGCGGUCACAGUGUGCCGAGCGGUUCGUGUAAAAACCACGUGAUGUGUAGUGUCAAGCAUAGCUCCAUCACGACCGUGACCUAUCUGAGCAGGCUCACGUUCUGUGUGCUCUUUGUCCUACCUACAGUGGUACUCACGCUAGCCUAUGGGGUCAUCAUUUACAGGCUAUGGAUUAAGCCAUCUGUGGGCGUGGCUGUCAUCAGUGCAGAGGGCAUGAGGAACCGCUACAAGAAGAAAGCCAUCAAGAUGUUGGUGCUGGUCGUAGUCCUGUUCCUGGCCUGUUGGUCGCCCCUGCUGGUCUACGACCUGGUGGCCUCAGAGGACAUCAACCUCAAGCCUUCCCACACGCUGAUGGAUCUGAGGUUUUACCUGCAGUGUCUAGCCCUAAGCAGCACCGCCUACAACCCCAUCAUCUACGCUUUCAUGAACCAAAAGUUUAGAAAAACUUUUCUAGCUCUGCUCAUGAAACACAGGCGCAUGCGCGUGGCUCCCAUGGCAACCGACAAGGUCAACAACGCGCAGGGCGGACAACUCAGCUGUUUGAAGCUUGGUAAUGUCAGCUCUAGGAUGACAGACAGCCCUCUCCAACAGACCAAGUCGUCAAAGCUGUGAGGUCAUAGGUCAUAGGUCAUCUGUCGACACCUGUUUUUCAUUACGUAUUAUAAAUAAAAUCAUAAAACUAGAAAAGAA